AUGGCUCAACUCGAACCGCCACGGGACCCUAUGCGGCCCUCCAGCACGCACAGCAUGUCAACCGACUCGACCCUCGGCCGCAGCGCUCAACCUUCAGUCCUCGAGAAGAAGGAUCCCGUAGACACCACCGUGGAUACCGCAGAGAUGCCGUCCACCAUGGAAAAACAAGAGGAGGCUCUCGACAUUGUCGUCAAGGCAACCGAUGCAAGCCCGGCGGAGGAAGAGCCGGAGUACCCAAAGUCGUACAAACUUGCAUUGAUCACCAUCGCUCUGAUGCUCUCGGUUUUCUGCAUGGCAUUGGACAACACGAUCAUCGCAACGGCCAUCCCCAAAAUCACCGAUCAGUUCAAAGCCUUGAACGACGUCGGCUGGUAUGGCAGCUCGUACCUCCUCACGACCUGCGCGACACAGCUCAUCUUCGGCAAGCUCUACAGCUUCUACUCUAUCAAAUGGAUAUACCUGGGGGCCUUGGCUAUCUUCGAGAUUGGAUCGCUGAUCUGCGGCAUCGCCCCUAACUCCGUUACCCUUAUUCUCGGCAGAGCUAUUGCUGGUCUUGGUGCUGCUGGCAUCUUCUCAGGUGCCAUCCUAAUCGUUGCCCAUACUGUACCACUCCGUCAGCGUCCUACAUACACUGGACUCAUCGGAGCCAUGUACGGCAUAGCCUCCGUUGCUGGGCCUUUGAUGGGCGGCGCUUUCACCGAUCAUCUCACUUGGAGGUGGUGCUUUUACAUCAAUCUGCCAUUUGGCGCCGUGACGGCAGCCUUCAUCAUCUUCUUCUUCCAAUCUCCCAAGCGUGUCAAGGCCACACAGGCAACGACUAUCAAGGGUCAACUGGCCUACUUCGACCUCGAAGGUACCGCUCUGUUUAUUCCGGCCAUUAUCUGUCUGUUGCUCGCCCUUCAGUGGGGUGGGUCCAAGUAUGAGUGGAACAGCGGUCGCAUUAUUGCUCUGCUCGUCCUCUUCGGCGUCCUUAUCAUAGGCUUCAUCGCCGUGCAGAUCUGGAAGCAGGAGAAGGCCACUGUCCCACCGCGGAUCUUCAAGAACCGCAACGUUUGGGGCAGCGCCUGGUUCGGGGCCAGCCUUGGUGCGGCCUUCUUCAUCUUCGUUUACUGGAUCCCGAUCUGGUUCCAAGCCAUCAAAGGCGUAUCUGCAACCCAGUCGGGUAUUAUGAACCUCCCUAUGAUCCUUGCUCUCGUGAUCGUGUCCAUUCUUUCCGGCGUUGCCGUUACAAUCAUUGGCUACUACACGCCCUGGAUGCUCGGCUCGUCUGUCUUCAUGGCCAUUGGCGCCGGCCUGCUCACUACCUUCGAGGUCGACACCGGGCAUCCGAAGUGGAUUGGUUACCAGGCCAUCUUCGGUAUCGGCGUCGGCAUGGGCAUGCAGCAGAUUCUUAUCGCCGUCCAGACCGCUCUGCCGGCCGCUGAUAUACCGAUUGGCACCGCCGUCAUGAUGUUCAGUCAGACCCUCGGCGGCGCCCUUUUCAUCUCUGUCGGCCAGAACGUUUUCACGAACACGCUCAUCAAGAACCUGGCAAUCGAGGCCCCACGGGUGCCGACGGGUCUGGUGCUCAUGACCGGCGCUACGGACAUAAAUAGGGCUGUUCAAGCACUCAGCCCAGAUCUGGUGCAACCCGUACUGAGGGCAUACAACACGGCGCUGACGCAGACAUGGUACGUUUCUGUGGCCAUGAGCGUGUUGUCCAUCUUCGGUGCCGCUGUGGUGCAGUGGAAGAGCGUGAAGGGCAAGAAGAUUGAGAUGGGAGGCAUGGCUUAA
Coniosporium apollinis CBS 100218 is the source of this 1773-nucleotide messenger RNA. RefSeq lists its product as uncharacterized. Gene Ontology annotation, molecular function: transmembrane transporter activity. The record is from RefSeq and is a predicted model, not a curated record. Lineage: Eukaryota; Fungi; Ascomycota; Dothideomycetes. Bases 1 to 1773 code for a protein of 590 amino acids. The transcript is spliced from 4 exons. Gene Ontology annotation, biological process: transmembrane transport.